AUGAAUAGUACUCUUUAUCCUCAUCGGGGCUUUAUGCUCGACACGGGUCGAAAGUAUUUUCCAGUCAAAGCCAUCCUCAGUCUGUUGGCCGUUCUCCAUCAGUACAACUUCAAUGUCUUCCACUGGCACAUCUACGAUGCACAAAGCUUCCCUAUGCUCUGGCCCGCCGACGGGGGAUUGACGAAUGCAAGCAUAAAAUACAGUGGCUCGCCUUAUUUCUAUAGCUCUGAAGACAUUCACAAGGUUGUUACACAAGCACAGAGCUUGGGCAUCCUGGUCUAUCCUGAGACAGACAUGCCUGGCCAUAGCGACAUUUGGGGAAAAUGGAAGAAGAAUCUAGUCGUUGGCAAAGUAGACCUCGAAAAUCCAGAUGCUCAACUGGACAUCAGACCGCAAAAACAACAAACCUACGAUUACAUAACUGAUCUCGUAUCUACCACCGACAAAUACUUCGGGUCUCCCCUUCAUCACUUUGGCGCGGACGAAGUCGCAUACAUGUGGAAUACUAAAGACGACAACAAAUUGUUCAACAAUUUCCUCAAUUGGCUCAAAACUCUGGCCCCGAAUAAAUCGCUCAUUCUAUGGGACGACCCGCUCACUGAUGAGGAGAAGCGCAUCAAACUCUCCAAGGACUGGAUCAUCCAAACCUGGCACAACGGUGCUACUCAAGGUAUCCUGAAGAAGGGACAUCGAGUGAUUAUCUCGGAGUCUGAAACCUUUUAUAUCGGUAACGCAGAUCAGGACACAAUUUCCUCUUUCAAAUUCCCCGAUAAUCCCAAUGUGUUGGGAUUUGAAGUUGUCUGGUUCACGUCUGAGGAUGAUGAUCCACAUGACUUUCGCAAGAGUUGGGUCAUGGAACCGAUCAAGGCUGCAGCAAAGAUCCGCCGACCCAAGAAGAAUUGA
Messenger RNA from Fusarium venenatum, 903 nucleotides. RefSeq names its product putative beta-hexosaminidase. NCBI's taxonomy places the organism in Eukaryota, Fungi, Ascomycota, Sordariomycetes, Hypocreales, Nectriaceae. Gene Ontology annotation, cellular component: membrane. Gene Ontology annotation, molecular function: beta-N-acetylhexosaminidase activity. Gene Ontology annotation, biological process: glycosaminoglycan metabolic process; carbohydrate metabolic process. The record is from RefSeq and is a predicted model, not a curated record.